AUGCAUGCAUUUAGGAAGUCCGCAAAAGUUCUUAAUCCAUCAGCAUCUCUGGACUGCACCUUUGGCCAUUUUGAUAGCUUCUCUCGGAAUGAUUUCUGUAUAAUAAAGGGCUGGCCGUAUCUUUGGUUUAACUUGUCCCAAGCGUCCUUAUAUGCGGCUUCAAAACUCCCAAAGAACAGCAAAAUAAGCAACUUGGAUGUUUUCAUAAACAAAGACGGUGUGCUCAAGGUUGGUGGAAGGCUUCAGCUUUCAUCUCUGCCCAAUUCAAUCAAACAGCCAACACUCAUUCCCGGAGAACAUCACAUUGCAAAACUGAUAAUCGCACAGUCUCAUGAAAGAGUUAAUCAUCAAGGAAAAGGCUUCACCAUGAAUGAGAUACGAUCCAAAGACCAGGAGGAAGAAGAGGAGAGGAGGAAAGAACUGGAACGGCAGCGAGCCCGAGAGAGGGAGCGGGAAAGGGAACGGGAACGAGAGAGGGAGCGGGAGCGGGAGAGGCAGCGUAGCGACGAGCUGAAGAGGAAAGACUCGGAUACGCUCAAGAUGCUCAGAGUGGAACUCAAGAAAGCCCAGGAGUCCCAGAAAGAGAUAAAGCUCCUGCUGGACAUGUAUAAGUCUGCUCCAAAGGAGCAAAGAGACAAAGUGCAGCUUAUGGCAGCUGAGCGCAAAUCUAAAGCAGAGGUGGAAGACCUGAGGAUGCGAGUUCGAGAGCUGGAGGAGAGGGAGAGGAAGGAGAGCAAGAAGCUAGCUGAUGAAGACGCUCUGAGGAAGAUUCGUGUAGCCGAGGAGACCAUCGAGCAUCUGCAAAAGAAACUGGCUGCCACCAAGCAGGAGGAGGAGGCCCUGCUGAGUGAGAUGGAUGUAACGGGGCAGGCCUUUGAAGACAUGCAGGAGCAGAACAGCCGGCUACUGCAGCAGUUACGGGAGAAAGACGAUGCCAAUUUCAAGCUGAUGAGUGAGCGAAUCAAAUCCAACCAGAUCUACAAGUUACUGAAAGAAGAGAAGGAGGAGCUGGCCGAUCAAGUCCUUACGUUUAAAACGCAGGUGGAUGCCCAGUUGCUGGUUGUGCAGAAACUUGAAGAAAAAGAGGGAGUCCUCCAGAGCACGCUGGCUGCUCUUGAGAAGGAGCUGGCUGUCCGAACCCAAGCACUGGAACUCAACAAGAGGAAGGCGGUGGAGGCUGCACAGCUGGCAGAGGACCUGAAGGUGCAGCUGGAGCACACACAGGGCAAGCUGAAGGAGAUCCAGGUCUCCGUGGCUGAGAACCGCACCGCUCGGGAGAGGGAGAGCAGCAACCUGAAACAAGCACAGGAGGAUCUGUCCAGGCUGAGGCGGAAGCUGGAGAAGCAGAAGAAGGUGGAGGUGUACUCUGACGCGGACGAGAUCCUACAAGAGGAGAUCAAUCAGUACAAGGCCAAGCUGCGGUGCCCCUGCUGCAACACGCGAGACAAGGUUUGUAAUUAUAAUUCAGAAUGUUGUUAUGAAAACGGAACGUGUCUAUAUGAUUGUAUUAAUUGUGAAAACGACUACCAAUGUAAUCAGUUAUGCAUUAUGGUUUAUUUUAUGAUUUAUUUAUUUUUUGUUUAUGCCUAG
This is a messenger RNA of Nothobranchius furzeri (turquoise killifish), 1590 nucleotides long. The record is from RefSeq and is a predicted model, not a curated record. NCBI's taxonomy places the organism in Eukaryota, Metazoa, Chordata, Actinopteri, Cyprinodontiformes, Nothobranchiidae.